CAAGCACCCUUCCCCCCCCACCCCCAGAACCGGAUAAACUCAUCGUCCUCUCCCUCUUCAUCUCCCUAUUCUUUGUACAACUAGGGUUCCCAUUAAAUUUACAGCACCACAACCCUAAGCAAAUCUUCUUCUUCUUCGAUUUCGCUGCUCUCGUCUAAGAAUCUGGUAAAAGUUAUCGUCUUUAAUCUGGAAACAGUACUUUCCCUUCACGCCCUUGGCACAACUGAUGAAAUCGGAGGAAUUGGGGUUAGAGUUCUGCUGAGUUUCAAAGAAACCCCCGAGGAAGUAACGCCACCUUCGAUUGCUUUCAUUCUGGUCCCUGCGUUCCUUGCCUUUAUUCCAAAAAGGUUUCUCUCUCUGAUUUUACUGAAACUUUCCAUAUGUUUGUUUGGGAAAUCUAGCAAAUUCUGUCUCUUUUAAGCGUUUUGAUUUUGAUCAUAUUUUGCUUUAUUUUGAAGAAUUUGUUUUGACAUUCAGAAGUUUUGUUUAUUUAAAUUUGUUUUUUUUCUCCCUUCUGAAAAUGGAACCAAAGUUUUUACUUUCCACAACCAAAGCCUCAGUAUGUUCUUCUUCUGUACCUUUCUUUCUCUCAUACAAAACUCCUCUUCUUCAAAUACCCAAAGAUUCUGCAAUCUCUCAUUUCUCAAAGUCUCAAUUUUUGGGCAAAAGUUUGGUUUUACAAGUGAGAAGAAAUGGUUUUCUGAAUAGCCCAAGAAAAACCCAUUUCCCAUUUGGACCAAUUAGAGCUGCUGUGAAGAGGAGGAAAGAGAUUCCUUUUGAUAAUGUUAUACAAAGGGAUAAGAAGCUGAAGCUGGUUCUGAAGAUAAGGAAGAUCCUUGUUGGCCAACCUGAUAGAAUCAUGUCUCUUAAAGACUUGGGUCGGUACAGAAGAGACCUUGGUCUCCAGAAAAAACGGAGAUUUAUAGCGCUUUUGAAGAAAUUCCCCGCGGUUUUUGAGAUUGUGGAAGAAGGGGUUUUCUCAUUGAAGUUUAAGCUCACACCUGAAGCUGAGAGGCUUUACUUUGAGGAAUUGAAGGUGAAGAACGAGAUGGAAGAUUUGUUGGUUGUGAAGUUAAGGAAGUUGUUGAUGAUGUCGAUGGAGAAGAGGAUUCUGUUGGAGAAGAUUGCUCAUCUCAAGACCGAUCUUGGACUUCCUGUGGAAUUUCGUGACACCAUUUGUCAUAGAUACCCACAGUAUUUCAGAGUUGUUGCAACUGGGCGAGGCCCGGCUUUGGAAUUAACUCAUUGGGAUCCCGAGCUUGCUGUUUCGGCGGCAGAGUUGCACGAGGAGGAAAAUCGGGCUAGGGAGCUUGAAGAGAAGAAUUUGAUCAUAGAUAGGCCUCUCAAGUUCAAUAGAGUUAAGCUUCCAAAGGGUCUUGUUCUCUCCAAGGGUGAGAUGAGGAAGAUAAGUCAGUUUAGGGACUUGCCUUAUAUAUCACCUUACUCUGAUUUUUCGGGUUUGAGGCAAGGCACGAUGGAGAAAGAGAAGCACGCUUGUGGGGUUGUUCAUGAGAUUUUGAGCCUCACUCUUGAGAAGAGAACGCUUGUGGAUCACCUCACUCAUUUUCGAGAGGAGUUUCGGUUUUCUCAGCAGCUGAGAGGGAUGUUGAUCAGGCACCCGGAUAUGCUCUAUGUGUCCUUGAAAGGUGAUAGAGAUUCGGUUUUCCUCAGGGAAGCAUACCGUGAUUCGCAGUUGGUUGACAAGGAUCGGUUGACGAUUAUAAAAGAGAAGCUUCACUCUCUUGUUGCCGUCCCUAGAUUUCUAAAACGAGGCGCUCCUCAAAGAACUGCAGAUGUUGCAGAAGAGAGUAAUGAGACAGAAGAUGGAACUGGUGAAAUUGGAGAAGGAUGGUCUAACAUUGACGAUUUUAUGGGUGAUUCUGGUUUCGACGACGAUGAUGAUGGAGAAGAUGAUUGGAGCGAAGAUGAUUGGAGCGAAGAUGAUGAUGAAACGCCCCCAGAUUUCGAUGACGAUGGAGAUACUAUGAGCAUUGGAGUGGGAAAUUCAAGUAAACAGGAAACCAAGUCGAGAAGGCGGGAUGAGAAGAAGGUUCUUGUUCCUGUACUCCCUGACGGUCGGCCAAGAGAACGCUGGUAAAAGUGGCUUAAAACAUUUUCAUUAUGUUUUUAAAUCCCAUAUCCCAGAGGGAUAUUGAUAUUAGAGAUAUUGGUUAUGUGCCUUUGGACCAGCGUACUCUGGAAAUUUCAUCCUCCUUGGAAUGGCUAUAUUUGCAGGGCCCUAAUAUAUGUUCAUAAUAUCUGUGGGUUAGGAAAAGUGCCAAGUAAUAGAAAAGGGCAUCACGGAUACUAUAAAUGUUAUAUCCCUCUCAGUAUGUGAGAGUUUAAAAGUUAGUUUAAUAUUAAGAAGAGCUCUAAACUGAAAAUUCUAGUCCAAAUACCAUAUUUGCAAGUUUCUCAAUAACGUAGGAGUUCAUGCUUUUCUGAUUAAAAUUUCAUGCUGUUCUAGAGUUUUCUUCUUCUUUU
Molecule: messenger RNA, 2484 nt
Organism: Morus notabilis
Lineage: Eukaryota; Viridiplantae; Streptophyta; Magnoliopsida; Rosales; Moraceae
Product: protein WHAT'S THIS FACTOR 1 homolog
Exons: 1
Coding region: 521-2098 (525 amino acids)
Molecular function (GO): RNA binding
Source: RefSeq, a predicted model, not a curated record